UAUUGCCAAUGAACUUUACAGCCAUUCAACUCUCUCUCUCUCCCCUAUCUCAGCUUAGUGUACUCUGCCCCCUCUUCUUGUGGAAACUCUUCCCCUCUGCGAAAUUUAAGAAUGGGAAGCGCAAGCGCAGGAGAAACUAAUUAUGGUGCAUACACAUAUGAAAGACUCGAGAGAGAACCUUACUGGCCCUCAGGAAAGCUAAGGAUAUGUAUCACUGGGGCUGGUGGUUUCAUUGCUUCCCACAUUGCCCGUCGUUUGAAAACUGAGGGACACUAUAUUGUUGCUUCUGACUGGAAGAAAAAUGAGCACAUGACAGAGGAUAUGUUCUGUCAUGAGUUUCAUCUUGUUGAUCUCAGGGUCAUGGAAAAUUGCUUGAUGGUCACUAAAGCAGUUGAUCAUGUCUUCAAUCUUGCUGCUGAUAUGGGUGGAAUGGGCUUUAUUCAGUCCAAUCACUCUGUUAUUAUGUAUAAUAACACAAUGAUCAGCUUUAACAUGAUUGAGGCUGCCAGGAUUAAUGGAGUAAAGAGGUUCUUCUAUGCUUCCAGUGCUUGCAUUUAUCCUGAAUUUAAGCAAUUGGACACAAAUGUAAGCCUGAAGGAAUCUGAUGCAUGGCCUGCAGAGCCUCAAGAUGCAUAUGGCCUGGAGAAACUUGCAACCGAAGAGUUGUGCAAGCACUAUAACAAAGACUUUGGCAUUGAGUGUCGUAUUGGAAGGUUCCAUAACAUAUAUGGUCCAUUUGGAACAUGGAAAGGUGGGAGGGAAAAGGCUCCAGCUGCUUUCUGUAGAAAAGCAAUUACUUCAACAGAUAAGUUUGAGAUGUGGGGAGAUGGACUACAAACACGUUCAUUCACUUUCAUCGAUGAAUGCGUUGAAGGUGUUCUUAGACUGACAAAGUCUGACUUCCGUGAGCCAGUAAAUAUUGGUAGUGAUGAAAUGGUAAGCAUGAAUGAAAUGGCUGAGAUUGUUCUUAGCUUUGAGGACAAGAAGCUGCCCAUCCACCACAUUCCUGGCCCUGAAGGUGUUCGUGGUCGUAAUUCCGAUAACACUCUAAUCAAGGAAAAACUUGGUUGGGCUCCCAGUAUGAGACUCAAGGAUGGGCUGAGAAUUACAUACUUUUGGAUUAAAAAGCAAAUUGAAAAGGAGAAAGGUCACGGUGUGGAUUUAUCAAUCUAUGGGACUUCUAAGGUUGUGGGAACACAGGCUCCAGUGCAGCUUGGGUCACUUCGCGCUGCUGAUGGCAAGGAGUGAAACUCAUUGUUUUGCUGUUUGUGCUUAAUAAAGUGAAUCUCUUUUUCACGUACUAGCUACAUUAUAGUGGCAAAAUAGAGAAAUGUAGCAUAAUUAUCUUCUCUUCAGCUGCUAGUUGGGCAAACUAUAUGCUCCUGUGUGUAAGGGAUGCCGUUUUGCUCCUGCCUAGGUAUCUAGCUAUCAGUUUUCUCCUGCCUAGGUAUCUAGCUAUCAGUUUUCUCCUGCCUAGGUAUCUAGCUCUCAGUUUGUGAUGUUGUAAGCCAAUAUAGCAGUUUGUGCAAUGCUUGUCAUUUGCUCCUGCUGUAGGCAUCUAAUGAAGCUAUCCACAUUCUUCUGCAUUUGCUUGUUCAUGGACCAAGAGCUAUGAGAUGUAAAUGGAUUACUUAAAGUUGUGUAGUAUCAUAAA
Coffea eugenioides is the source of this 1654-nucleotide messenger RNA. Its product is annotated as GDP-mannose 3,5-epimerase 2. Lineage: Eukaryota; Viridiplantae; Streptophyta; Magnoliopsida; Gentianales; Rubiaceae. Gene Ontology annotation, molecular function: GDP-mannose 3,5-epimerase activity; NAD binding. Bases 112 to 1248 code for a protein of 378 amino acids. The record is from RefSeq and is a predicted model, not a curated record. The transcript is spliced from 7 exons.